This is a messenger RNA of Onychostoma macrolepis, 1974 nucleotides long. RefSeq names its product dynein assembly factor with WDR repeat domains 1 (gene daw1). Lineage: Eukaryota; Metazoa; Chordata; Actinopteri; Cypriniformes; Cyprinidae. The transcript is spliced from 13 exons. Gene Ontology annotation, molecular function: protein binding. Bases 53 to 1300 code for a protein of 415 amino acids. The record is from RefSeq and is a predicted model, not a curated record.
ACAUGUGUUUCGUUACCUUAGCAACGGUUUGUUGACAAUCUUCCGUGGCGUGAUGAGACUGAAACGGCUACACAUACGAUACUACCCACCAGGAAUAUUCCUGGACUAUGAGAAAGGGGGGCAGCUCAGGACGAAAUCCAUCGAUCUGUUAAACUUGACUCCAGAGACUGAUGUGAAUGAGUUACUGUCAGACAUUAGAGCAGCUGAACCUCUCAUUACCUCAUCCUGCGUGGAGCAGGUGAAAGUCCUGAUCUGCAAACUACAAGAGAAAGUCGGCCAAAAGGAUGACCGCAAGUUCUACCUUUUCAGGGCACUUCAGGCUCACAUCUUGCCCCUGACGAAUGUAGCCUUUAAUAAAUCAGGAUCGAGUUUUAUAACCGGAAGCUAUGACAGGACUUGUAAAAUAUGGGACACCGCAUCCGGAGAGGAGCUGCACACUUUGGAGGGUCACAGGAACGUUGUGUAUGCCAUCGCCUUCAACAACCCUUAUGGAGACAAGGUUGCCACAGGCUCCUUUGACAAGACCUGCAAAUUGUGGAGUGCUGAAACAGGAAAGUGUUUCUACACGUUUAGAGGGCACACAGCAGAAAUCGUCUGCCUGGCCUUUAACCCUCAGAGUACCUUGGUUGCUACGGGCAGCAUGGACACCAUGGCUAAAUUAUGGGAUGUUGAGAGUGGGAAAGAGGUGUCCACAUUGGCAGGUCACUUCGCCGAGAUCAUCUCUCUCUCCUUUAACACAACGGGCGAUCGUUUGGUCACGGGGUCGUUUGACCACACUGCCAUUCUUUGGGACGUUUCUACUGGCAGCAAAGUUCACGUUCUCACAGGUCACCGAGGAGAAAUCAGUUGCGUUCAGUUCAACUGGGACUGUUCCCUCAUCGUCACGGCCUCUCUGGAUAAAACCUGCAAGGUGUGGGACGCAGACAGUGGUCAGUGUUUGGCUACUCUCUUGGGUCAUAAUGAUGAAGUGCUGGAUGUGUGUUUUAACUACACCGGUCAACUGAUCGCUACAGCCUCUGCUGAUGGUACAUCAAGAGUGUUCAGCGCAGAAACCUUCCAAUGUUUGUGUCAAUUAGAGGGCCAUAAAGGAGAGAUAUCAAAGGUGUGUUUUAAUCCGCAGGGGAGCCGCGUUUUGACGGCGAGCGUGGAUAAGACGGCUUGUGUGUGGUGCGUGAACACGGGAGCGUGUUUGCAGGUGCUGGAGGGACAUUCUGAUGAGAUCUUCUCCUGCGCUUUCAACUACGAGGGAGACACCAUCAUUACAGGCAGUAAAGACAACACCUGCAGGAUCUGGCACUGAGAGAGCGGCCUGAACUCUGAUCUUACAGUAUUCCUACAUCUCUUUUGAUCAUCUUGUCACACUGCAAUAGUGUUUCAGUUCACAGAGAACGUGUAUGUGUGGAGGACAUUAUGGUAACGCUUUACUGGAAGCCGUUAUGUAUAAUGCAUUAUAAAGGUAUUCAUAAUGCAUGUUGUGAUGCAUUAUAUCUUUCAUGAAUAACUGUAAGCAAAGUUAAAAUGCUUUAUAAUAUUUGCAGAUUCUUUGUAUUGUUUAAAAAUGGUUGUUUGUCAUGUUUUAAUGCAUAAUGAUUUUUAUAGGUGUAGUGUAGAAUAGAUAAAUAUUAUAAUUUAUUAUAACUGAUUAUUCAUGAGAUACAAGGCAUAAUUAAUGCAUUAAAAUACUUGUAUAAAGCAUUAUAAUAUAGGGCUUUGAGUUAAAGAGUUUUGCUGUUAUUUUUUCCCCUUAAAGAAUAUUCUGGGUCAAAUUCAUGCUGUCAAUUAUCACAAAAAAAAAAGAAUGAUUCAUACCUGUUUAUUAAACCAAAAAUAAUGAUAAAUAAUUGAAGUCAAUGGGAAAACUGUUGCUCUAUAAUAGACUUACAAUUUAUGUGCAUGCUUGUCAACAUUUUGUUUUUUGAUUUUACUUUAAUACUUCAGUAUUAAGGCUUACUAUAUUAAAUCACAGUUAUUUUC